GGAGGAUUCGCAGGCCCGGAUCGAUCGACUCGCUAGGGAUAUCACCAAUCAUAUCAUCGCGACUCGGGUCCCUGCGAUGGAUUCAAACAUCGACGGCUUGGUGCAGCGACAAUUUGCUUCGGAUCAGAUGACCUCCCAGAACUUCGACGCGAUGAAGCGGCAGCUUGAGAGGGUGAACAGCCUCUCGGUAAAGGGCGUAACUAUGAUCGACACUACCAAUGAAUCUAUCACGAGGCUCCAGCAUUGGAUCACGAAGAACGAGCAACUGCAGAGUAGAAGGCAAUGUAUGCACGCGCUGUAUUUUCCGCAGCUACGGAGCCGCGAGGAUGCCGUGAGAGAAGCGCACAAGAAGACCUUUGGCUGGAUAUUUGAGGAUCGUGCCAACGAUAUUACGCGUCAUCAUGAGCCUCGGUUUCGCAAUUGGUUGCAGUUGGAACGAACCGGACAAGAAUGUUUUCUGGGUUUCCGGCAAGCCUGGCGCUGGAAAGAGUACCCUGAUGAAGUUUCUAGCCCACCAUCCACGGCUGAGGGAGCAUCUGCAACUAUGGGUUGGAACACGAUCUUUGCUGGUUAUCGACUACUACUUUUGGAGAUUAGGAUCAACCGCAUUGCAAAGGUCAUUGAAUGGGUUACUCCGGUCGCUCCUAUAUCAAGUGUUUAGAGCAUAUCCGGAUCUGAUCGACCAAGCCUUCCCAAAUCAGGACUGGAUGACCGGAGGCCCGCAAUACGAAUUUCCACAGGACGCUCUUCGUGAGGCUUUGAGAAUUGUCCUCCAGAAAGCAACUGAGAAUGACUUCCGCUUGCUGUUUUUCAUUGACGGCCUCGACGAGUUCGGCGAUCGCAGCGAGCUCGAUGACCUUAACAACCCUGAUGACCAGGGCCUCUACGCAAGGAACCUCAUCGACAUCCUCCGUAUCUUCUAUGACUCGCCCGCAGUAAAGCUAUGUGUCUCAAGCCGUCCCCUGAACGCCUUCAAAAUUCAGUUCGGGCAAACCCAUGAGCGGUGUUUCCACCUCCAUGAGCUGACCAAAGACGACAUAAAGGCGUACAUACAUGAGACGUUAGGCCAAAACGAGACAUACAGACGGCUUGCUAGCAAAGAUCCGGAAUACGCCGCACUGGUUGCCGAAAUGAUAGAAGCCGCACAAGGCGUGUUUCUUUGGGUAUACUUGGCAUCAAACUCGCUCCUAGAGGGAAUCACGAAUGCAGAUCGAAUCUGGGACCUACGGAAACGCUUGCGAGAUCUGCCUCAUAGCCUAGGUGCUAUGUAUGCGCGCAUCCUGUCCACGAUCGAGCCCCGUUAUAGGCGUAUCGCCGCUCGGACGCUCCUACUUGUGUCUUUGCGGAAGCAGGGGUGUCAUGUCAUGCAUUACCUCUGCCUGGAUGAUGCAUCGAGAGAAUGGAGCGUCGAUGAUCUUUUGAGACUGGAAGAGCAAUUACCUAAUUGGGUCAAUGCACGAUGCAAAUGCUUACUGGAGGUGUCUGACACUAAACGAGCAGUCACGCAAGAGAUAAACAAUGAUCAUGCGCGGCGUAUUGUCCGUCUUUACAGCGAAUUGCUGCAACCCAUCCACCGAACUGUCGUGGAGUACCUGAACGAACAGACCGUCCAGAGAGAGCUUCGUGUCCAGGCUAAGCUCUCAACCAGCAUAGACGAACUCAUGGCCAAAACCAGCUUGGCGUCAAUCCGCACUCUCGUCCUCAUUCUCGAACAGCUACCGCAUCUUUAUGAUCCUACCGACGAACAGAAGGAGCCCAAGUGGGCCAAAACAUCCCUCUCCUUGUUGGAGGAGGUCGCAAGGUUUGGUUCUUGGACGGAGGAUCUGGAGCCCGGAUAUGCUUCCAAGCACUGGACAGAGCUGGAGCUCAUCACUCGUGGAUCUGUCAUUCAUGGUGAACCAUUACUUUCCUUCUUGGUACGGAGUAAGCUCCUCCUCGUCAUAUUCGAAUGCCAUCCUUCACCAAACCUAAGGAUAAUCGACCUUGCUAUUGUCCACAACGCGUCCAAACUGGUCAAGCACGAGCUCGACCGAGCACCGGCACUCAUUGCCACUGUUCCCGGGGGCCUUCCCCCGCUUUACCUUGCUUUAAUGAAGGCCUGUUGGAGCCCAGAGAAGGGGAACCUCAUACCACCCACAGUAGAGCUACUUCUCGAACGCGGCGCCGAUCCUAACGAACCUUGUGCCGGGUCCACACCCUGGAAGGCCUUUCUCAUGCUCCAGGUUUGCUUUGACACAGUUUUAGGGAAGAGGUGGAACAAAACCGGGCCAUUAGUCUGGGACUUUCUAAAGCAUGGAGCUGAUCUCACCGUCUCAUGCCACCUGAGCGCCACAGGAAUAUCACAUCCACACGACCCCGCAAGGAUCGUCCCUGCGGAUGGGUCCAUUAGGGUACUGCUUUCAGAUCACCAUGAGAAGUAUGGAAUUAAAAACUUUUCGUUAUCGGCGGCGGCUAUAGUUCGCUAUGUGAUGGAAGAGCCGGAGGUUGCCAGCUCCAGUGCCGCAUAUUUGAUACCUCCGGUGGCGGAGGAAGAUUCGGUCGCAGCUGUUCUGAGAAGGAUCGCAAGAGAGAUAAGCGUGACGGAAGGCGUGUUGGAUCCCCACAAUAGAGAAUAACGCGCUGUUUAUUCAAGGGGUGCUGUUAGACGUGCAAUGUAGCUCGAGUGCGAUAAUUUCAUUUUGCGGACUAUUCCUCGGGAUCAAAGGGUGGUGGGCACGGACAAAUCCCAGUGCCAUUCCAUUCUCCUAAGAGCUUAUCAUGCACUGCACCAGCUAUGGCACAAGCAUGCUUUCAUCUUC
This is a messenger RNA of Trematosphaeria pertusa, 2798 nucleotides long. RefSeq lists its product as uncharacterized. NCBI's taxonomy places the organism in Eukaryota, Fungi, Ascomycota, Dothideomycetes, Pleosporales, Trematosphaeriaceae. Bases 402 to 2615 code for a protein of 737 amino acids. The record is from RefSeq and is a predicted model, not a curated record. The transcript has 2 exons.